Molecule: messenger RNA, 7152 nt
Organism: Penicillium pulvis
Lineage: Eukaryota; Fungi; Ascomycota; Eurotiomycetes; Eurotiales; Aspergillaceae
Gene: tor
Product: putative TOR pathway phosphatidylinositol 3-kinase TorA
Exons: 3
Coding region: 1-7152 (2383 amino acids)
Biological process (GO): negative regulation of macroautophagy; protein phosphorylation; TOR signaling
Cellular component (GO): TORC1 complex; nucleus; TORC2 complex
Molecular function (GO): protein serine/threonine kinase activity; protein-containing complex binding; protein binding
Source: RefSeq, a predicted model, not a curated record
AUGGCGCAAGCAGGCCCGAUCACCGACGUGACUCAGAGGCUCUUUGUGGAGCUGAAGUCGAAGAACGAGGAGACCCGAGCCCGAGCUGCCUACGAGCUCUAUGACAACGUCUUAUCAGUCUCUCGAGACUGGCCUUCCGAGAAGUUUGUUGAGUUUUACAAUGCUGUUAGCCAAAGAAUUGCCCAGCUGGUGGUAACCGGGAGCGAUGCCAAUGAGAGAAUCGGUGGACUCCUUGCUCUAGACCGACUCAUCGAUUUUGACGGUGUGGACGCCGCCCAAAAGACCACCCGCUUUGCCAGUUACCUACGGAGUGCCCUUCGAAGCAAUGACAGUGUGGUGUUGGUGUACGCUGCCCGAUCGCUGGGCCGACUGGCUAAGCCGGGCGGGGCACUGACCGCGGAGCUGGUGGAAAGUGAGAUUCAGUCCGCAUUAGAAUGGCUACAAUCAGAACGCCAGGAGAGUCGACGAUUCGCCGCGGUACUUGUUAUUGGGGAGCUGGCAAAGGGUUCCCCCACACUCCUGUACGGCUUUGUCCCGCAGAUAUUCGAACUCAUCUGGGUUGCACUUCGCGACCCGAAAGUCCUUAUUCGAGAGACUGCGGCCGAGGCCGUGGGCGAGUGCUUUGAAAUCAUCGUAGCUCGAGAUGCCCAAGUUCGCCAAUCGUGGUUUGCUCGAAUUUACGAAGAAGCCUUGCUAGGCUUGAAAUCUCACAACGUCGACUGGAUUCAUGGAUCUCUCUUGGUUAUGAAAGCACUAAUUCUGAAGGGUACCAUGUUCAUGAAUGAGCACUACCGAAACGCCUGUGAGAUCGUCCUACGUCUCAAAGACCACCGAGACCCCAAGAUUCGUACCCAAGUCGUCCUUACCAUCCCCAUCCUCGCAUCCUACGCCCCCACCGACUUCAUCGAGAUCUAUCUACACCGUUUCAUGAUAUACCUCCAAGCACAAUUGAAGCGAGAAAAGGAACGGAAUUCCGCUUUCAUCGCCAUUGGAAAGAUUGCCAAUGCGGUGGGACCUGCCAUUGCCCAGUAUUUGGACGGGAUCAUCAUAUACAUUCGAGAGGGACUCGCAAUGAAAGCGCGAAACCGAGCGGGCACCAAAGAGGCCCCUAUGUUUGAGUGUAUCAGUAUGCUUUCUUUGGCAGUGGGACAAGCCCUCAGCAAAUACAUGGAGGCUUUAUUAGACCCCAUUUUUGCCUGCGGCUUAAGCAAGUCAUUGACCCAGGCUUUGGUUGAUAUGGCUCACUACAUCCCCCCGAUCAAACCCAUCAUCCAAGAGAAAUUGCUAGAUAUGCUCAGCAUCAUUCUUUGUGGGACACCAUUCCGUCCACUGGGCUGUCCAGAAAACCGCCUUCCUCCCAUGCCGUCAUUCGCAAAGGAUUUUGCGCCCCAAGACCUGCAGUCUGAUGCGGAUAUUGCAUUGGCUCUUCACACUCUUGGCAGCUUCGACUUCUCAGGUCAUAUUUUGAACGAGUUCGUUCGGGAUGUUGCCAUCAAUUACGUGGAAAAUGACAAUGCUGAGAUUCGAAAGGCCUCGGCCCUCACAUGCUGUCAACUGUUCGUCCACGAUCCAAUUAUCAACCAGACUAGUGGUCAUUCUAUCCAAGUAGUCAGUGAAGUCAUCGACAAGCUACUGACGGUGGGUGUUGGUGAUUCGGAUCCUGAAAUUCGGCGUACGGUCUUAUGGUCGUUAGACGCGAAAUUCGAUCGACACCUGGCACGACCGGAGAACAUCCGGUGCUUGUUCCUCGCUGUGAACGAUGAAGUGUUUGAAGUCAAGGAAGCUGCCAUCUGCAUCAUUGGACGUCUUUCCAGUGUGAACCCAGCUUACGUCUUCCCGCCGUUGCGAAAGUUGCUGGUCAAUCUCUUGACUGGACUGGGUUUUGCGAAUACAGCCCGUCAGAAGGAAGAGACCGCCCAGCUCAUCAGUCUGUUCGUCUCGAAUGCGACUAAGUUAAUCCGAUCGUAUGUGGACCCCAUGGUGACAGCGCUGCUGCCAAAAGCUACAGAUAGCAACCCCGGUGUUGCUGCUGUCACACUGAAGGCCGUUGGUGAGCUUGCCAAUGUUGGCGGAAGUGAGAUGAGACGGUAUCUGCCCCAGAUCAUGCCAAUAAUUCUGGAUUCGCUCCAAGAUUUGUCCUCACAUACAAAGCGAGAAGCUGCGCUGCGGACCUUAGGACAGCUCGCCAGUAAUUCUGGUUACGUGAUCGAGCCAUACCUCGAAUACCCUCACCUUCUCGAUGUACUGAUUAACAUCACAAAGACUGAACAGACUGGGUCUCUCAGAAAGGAGACGAUCAAACUAAUCGGCGUUCUUGGAGCAUUAGACCCCUACAAGUACCAACAGAUCAGUGAUGUCGAGCCUGAUGUUCACCAUAUCAACGAAAUCCAGAGUGUCUCGGAUGUUGCCUUGAUCAUGCAAGGCUUGACACCGUCAAACGAGGAGUACUAUCCAACCGUGGUCAUCCAUACUCUGCUGCAAAACAUUCUGCGUGAGAACUCUUUGGUCCAGUACCACUCAGCCGUCAUCGAUGCACUUGUCACCAUUUUCAAAACACUCGGCUUGAAAUGCGUACCGUUCCUUGGGCAGAUCAUACCCGGCUUCAUUGGGGUCAUUCGAAGCUCUCCUACGAGCCGUCUCGAGUCCUACUUCAACCAGAUGGCCAUCCUGGUCAACAUUGUGCGACAACACAUCCGUGCUUUCCUCCCAGAAAUCAUUGAGGUUGUUCGUGAGUUCUGGGACACAUCAUACCAGGUGCAAGGUACCAUUUUGUCUUUAGUCGAGGCUAUCGCCAGGUCUUUGGAGGGAGAAUUCCGAAAGUACCUAGCUGGUCUCGUUCCAGCAAUGCUGGAUACUCUCGAGAAAGACACAACACCCCGCCGUCAGCCAUCAGAAAAGAUUCUUCAUGCUUUUCUGAUAUUUGGGUCUAGUGGCGAGGAGUACAUGCAUCUCAUCAUUCCUGCCAUUGUGCGCCUCUUUGAUGGAGCACAGCAUCCUCAAAGCAUCCGUAAAUCUGCUAUCGACAGCCUGACGAAGUUGUCCCGACAAGUCAACGUGUCAGACUUUGCAUCCCUCAUGGUGCAUUCCCUUUCCCGCGUUGUGGCAGGCACCGACCGCGUAUUGCGGCAAGCUGCUCUGGAUUGCAUCUGUGCUCUGAUUUUCCAGCUUGGCCAGGAUUUCACACAUUACAUACAUCUUCUGAACAAGGUCCUCAAGCAACACCAAAUUAGCCAUGUCAAUUACCAGAUCUUGGUAACAAAGCUUCAGAAGGGAGACCCGCUUCCACAAGAUCUCAACCCCGAAGAGAACUACGCGUUUCCGGUUGACGAUACAAAUUAUGCAGAAAUUGGACAAAAGAAGAUGGUGGUGAACCAACAGCAUUUGAAGAAUGCAUGGGAUGCUGCGCAAAAGUCUACUCGUGAAGAUUGGCAGGAAUGGAUCCGCCGAUUCAGUGUAGAGCUUUUGAAAGAGUCGCCCUCUCCUGCACUGAGAGCAUGUGCCAGCUUAGCUGGAAUCUAUCAGCCGCUGGCCCGAGAUCUGUUCAAUGCUGCCUUCGUGUCAUGCUGGACUGAAUUGUAUGACCAAUACCAAGAAGAGCUUGUUCGAUCCAUUGAAAAGGCGCUCACUUCGCCAAACAUCUCACCGGAGAUUCUGCAGAUUCUGCUCAACUUGGCUGAGUUCAUGGAGCAUGAUGACAAGGCCCUUCCCAUCGACAUUCGAACUCUUGGAAAGUAUGCGGCCAAGUGCCACGCCUUUGCUAAGGCCCUUCAUUACAAGGAACUAGAGUUUGAACAGGAUCAGAAUUCGGGUGCUGUUGAGGCUCUCAUUACCAUCAACAAUCAACUUCAGCAGUCUGACGCUGCAAUUGGUAUCCUCCGCAAAGCACAAGCGUAUCGUGACGUGGAGCUGAAAGAAACCUGGUUUGAAAAGCUUCAGCGAUGGGAUGAAGCUCUCGCGGCCUAUAAGAGGCGCGAGAAGACGGAUCCGGAUUCCUUUGGUAUCACCAUGGGUAAGAUGCGUUGUCUUCAUGCUUUGGGCGAGUGGAAGGUCCUCUCAGACCUCGCUCAGGAGAAAUGGAACCAAGCAUCCUUGGAGCAUCGUAGGGCCAUUGCUCCACUCGCUGCAGCUGCCGCAUGGGGUCGCCGGCAGUGGGAGCUGAUGGAUUCCUACCUCGGUGUCAUGAAGGAGCAGUCUCCCGAUCGAUCGUUCUUCGGUGCCAUUCUUGCUAUCCACCGCAACCAGUUCGAGGAGGCCAACAUGUAUAUCGAGAAGGCACGGAAUGGACUGGACACUGAGCUUUCUGCCCUUCUUGGAGAGUCAUACAAUCGGGCUUAUAAUGUUGUCGUCCGCGUACAAAUGCUGGCUGAGCUUGAGGAGAUCAUCACUUACAAGCAAAAUGUUGGUGACCCUGAAAAACAGGAGGCCAUGCGCCAGACUUGGAACCAGCGAUUGCUGGGCUGCCAGCAGAAUGUGGAGGUAUGGCAGCGCAUGCUCAAAGUCCGCGCACUCGUGACCGCGCCUCGCGAGAAUCUGGAUAUGUCCAUCAAGUUCGCCAAUCUUUGCCGCAAAUCGAACCGCAUGGGUCUUGCGGAACGGUCUCUCGCCGCCCUAGAGACGGUGGUCACCGAUGCCACUGGAACACACUCUAUUGCUCCUCCUGAGGUCACAUAUGCCCGCCUGAAAUUCAGCUGGGCGAAUGGCCAUCAACAAGAAUCCCUUGAGAUGCUGAAGGAAUUCACAUCUGGAUUGAGUGAUGAUCUAUCCAAGUUCAACACGCUUAUGGUGUCUCACUCUGAACAAAACGCAAUUAACGGUGUCAAUGGCAUCUCAGAUCCGAGCCACCCUGAUGCUAUCAGUCUGCGUGAACGCAUUGGAGACGUUGCCAAAUUUCGAAAGCUCCUUUCCAAGAGUUAUCUCCGACAGGGUGAAUGGCAAACUGCCCUUCAAAAAGGCGACUGGAGACCAGAGUAUGUCCGUGAGGUCCUCGGCGCCUAUUCAGCAGCUACACAGUACAAUCGUGAUUCAUACAAGGCUUGGCACUCUUGGGCCCUUGCCAACUUUGAAGUGGUCACGGCGAUUGCCAACCAGGCAAGCCGUGAUGGCAAACCAGCGCCGGUGCCAGGUCAUAUUGUCACGGAGCAUGUCAUUCCUGCCCUCCGUGGUUUCUUGCGAUCUAUCGCUUUAUCCUCAACUUCCUCGCUGCAAGACACGUUGAGAUUGCUCACCUUGUGGUUCACUCACGGAGGUGACCAUGAAGUCAACACCGUCGUUACUGAAGGAUUUACUACCGUUAACAUUGAUACCUGGCUUUCUGUGACACCUCAAAUCAUUGCCCGCAUCAACCAGCCCAAUGUCAGAGUUCGGGGCUCCGUCCACCGCUUGCUUGCUGAGGUGGGAAAGACACAUCCUCAGGCCCUGGUGUACCCGUUGACUGUGGCCAUGAAGUCUAAUGUUGCCCGCCGCUCCCAGUCUGCUAGUAGCAUCAUGGAAAGUAUGCGGCAGCACAGUGCCAAGCUGGUUGAACAGGCAGACCUUGUUAGUCAUGAAUUGAUCAGAGUUGCUGUACUGUGGCACGAACUCUGGCAUGAAGGUCUGGAGGAGGCGUCUCGUCUCUAUUUCGGCGAUCAUAACGUGGAAGGCAUGUUCGCAACCCUCGCACCUCUUCAUGAUAUGCUGGACAAGGGCGCCGAGACGCUCCGUGAAGUCUCCUUCGCACAAGCCUUUGGCCGUGAUCUCGCAGAAGCCAAACACUAUUGUGUUCUCUACCGACAAACUGAUGAGAUUGGAGAUUUGAACCAAGCGUGGGAUCUCUACUACACUGUUUUCCGCAAGAUCAGCAGGCAACUUCCACAGCUAUCUAUACUCGACCUCAAAUAUGUAUCUCCCCGCCUCAAGGAUUGCUCGGGCUUGGACUUGGCCGUGCCAGGAACAUACCAGAGUGGUCGUCCAGUUAUUUGCAUCACGAGCUUCGAUCCAAUUCUGCAUGUCCUUCAGACCAAGAAGAGACCACGACGGAUGACACUCAAGGGCAACAAUGGCUGCUCUUACAUGUACGCACUCAAGGGUCACGAAGAUAUUCGACAGGAUGAGAGAGUCAUGCAGCUCUUCGGUCUGUGCAAUACUCUUCUUGACAACGACGGCGAGAGCUUCAAGCGUCAUCUUUCCGUCCAGCGUUUCCCUGCUAUUCCUCUAUCUCAGAGCUCUGGUCUGCUGGGCUGGGUGUGCAACAGUGACACAUUGCACGCUCUCAUCAAGGAGUAUCGGGAAAGCCGUCGCAUUCUGCUCAACAUUGAGCACCGAAUUAUGCUUCAGAUGGCGCCCGACUACGACAGCCUCACCCUCAUGCAAAAGGUCGAGGUCUUUGGAUAUGCCAUGGACAAUACCACCGGCAAGGAUCUCUACCGGGUCUUGUGGCUCAAGAGUAAGAGUUCCGAAGCCUGGCUUGAGCGGCGCACCAAUUACACCAGAUCCCUUGGUGUCAUGUCAAUGGUCGGCUAUAUCCUUGGCUUGGGUGACCGACAUCCUUCAAACUUGUUACUGGAUCGGGUCACUGGUCGGGUGGUUCACAUCGAUUUCGGCGACUGUUUCGAGGUCGCCAUGCACCGCGAGAAAUACCCCGAACGCGUUCCGUUCCGACUCACUCGGAUGUUGACCUUUGCUAUGGAGGUCAGUAACAUCGAGGGAAGCUACCGUAUCACUUGCGAGGCUGUCAUGCGUGUCCUUCGAGAAAACAAGGACUCAUUGAUGGCAGUUUUGGAAGCUUUCAUUCACGAUCCCCUGAUUAAUUGGCGUCUUGGAGCUCAAGAAUCUCCCGAUCGCGUGUCUCUGACGGCGGAACGCCGCCAGUCGAUUAUCGAAGGCAUUAAUCUCGCGGAUGGUGUGCAGCCAAGUAACUUUUCUCGUCACCGCCGACCCUCAAUCCUGGAAGGCGGUAUCCUCGAUACUCAAGAAGGCGUCCCUGCCGAGGCUCGGGAGGCCCAGAAUGCCCGCGCCGUCCAGGUGCUUGCUCGCGUGAAGGAGAAGCUGACUGGACGCGACUUCAAGCACUAUGAAGAACUUAAUAUCACCGACCAGGUUGAUAAGCUCCUUGCACAGGCCACCAAUGUGGAGAAUAUUUGUCAGCACUGGAUUGGAUGGUGCAGCUUCUGGUGA